CUAUAUAUAAGAAGCUCCACCACUUGCUUGCAUUCCUCCCCCACUCUCCAAUUCUUUACAAAACAAUGAAGAAGUCAUCUGCAGUAUAUUACAGUGGAUGUGAAGAACACGAAUAUCAACCCCAUUUCCUUGAUGCUUGCUUUCUUUGCCGGAGACCCUUGGCUCACAACACUGACAUCUUUAUGUACAGAGGGAACACACCAUUUUGUAGCCAAGAAUGCAGGCAAGAGCAAAUGGAGAUGGAUGAAGCCAAUGAGAGAAAAUGGAAGCUUUCUUCUAAGAAAUCCUCAAAAAAUACACACAGAACUAAAACUGAAAUCCCCGCCAAGGAAACUGACACAAAUAAAGCUGUACGGACUGGCACAGUUGCUGUUUCCUGAAUCUUUCAAUACUCUAUAUUCUUAUAUAUGGACAUGAAUUAUUAUGAGGCUACAACUCAAACAAAAUUAAAAAGGAAAAAAGACUGCUGCUGCAAGUCAUUUGAAAAUGAUUUCGACUACAAAAUCAUCUGUAAAUUAAAGACAUGAUGGGAAUCAAGAAAUCAAUUUUGAAUCCUUACUUUUUUAUUUUUCUAAUUUUUCCUUUCGUUAAAUCUUGUGGAAUAUGUCUGUAAAAUGGGCAUCCAUAUUUGGGAUGGUUUGAAAUGUCUUAUCUCCUAUCUUCACAAUCCUUGCUUUCAUAUUAUAAGCUAAUCCGAGAUUCCGAGGUCGUGAAAUUA
This is a messenger RNA of Nicotiana attenuata, 718 nucleotides long. RefSeq lists its product as uncharacterized. The transcript is spliced from 2 exons. The coding region runs from base 66 to 380 and encodes 104 amino acids. NCBI's taxonomy places the organism in Eukaryota, Viridiplantae, Streptophyta, Magnoliopsida, Solanales, Solanaceae. The record is from RefSeq and is a predicted model, not a curated record.